Messenger RNA from Bipolaris oryzae ATCC 44560, 1875 nucleotides. RefSeq lists its product as uncharacterized. Bases 1 to 1875 code for a protein of 624 amino acids. NCBI's taxonomy places the organism in Eukaryota, Fungi, Ascomycota, Dothideomycetes, Pleosporales, Pleosporaceae. The transcript is spliced from 2 exons. The record is from RefSeq and is a predicted model, not a curated record. Gene Ontology annotation, biological process: secondary metabolic process. Gene Ontology annotation, molecular function: CoA-ligase activity.
AUGACACACGAUAUCUUGAAGCCGCAUUGGUCCCGGUUCCUAGGCCCCGAGUCCCCAGAUCCUCGUGAAUUCAAGUACCAACCUACUAACGAACCAAUAUUCACGUCACCAUACGGUCCCUUUCCGCCUACACCAGAUGAUCUCAACAUCCACGAGCUUUGCUUCCCACCAAAAAAUCCGCUGCCUGAAGACUACCCUCUCAUCAUCAAUGCAGUCACGGAGGAAGUUGUUACUCUUCAUAGCUUCUAUGCUCGAGUCUGCGCACUGGCACGUGUUCUGCGCCAUGACGGACCAAACCCACUAGGCUUAGGUAGAAGCCCUAUCGAUGACACCGAAGAGGGCGAGAUUCUAGCGUUGUUCUCACGAAAUCAUAUCCAUUACCCAAUGGUAGCACAUGCAUGUUUCCGGUCGCAAGUAGUGUUUGGCGGUAUCAGUCCAGCAAGUACACCAUACGAGCUAUGGUGGGUACUCAGAAAGAUGCAGAUAACAAGUAUCAUGUGCCACGAAACAUUACUCCCAGUCCUGAAAGAAGCAAUCAAGCUGGGAUCCGGAGAUGGCGACAAUCUCCCUUUGAAACUCAAACUAAACCCAGCAAAAAUCAUUGUACUAAGCGACAACUCAAACCUCGAUACUGUAUCCGGAUAUCGUACAAUCGAAUCCCUCGUAAAACAAGGCUCCCAGCUCCCCGAGCAGCCACGCAAACUCCACGGCGGAAACCGAAUGGCAUACCUGUUCCAGUCCUCCGGCACCUCUGGCCUCCCAAAGGCAAUGAUGAUAACUCACACGAACGGCCUGCACUCCGGUCUCCAAUCCCUCAUAACCUCUGUCCAAACCGCUCGCUUCACUGGCAAACAACCCCUAACCCCCGUCACCACCUUGGGCGUAAUCCCCAUGUACCACUCGUACGGCAUGAUCGUCUGGAUCCUCCGCAUCAACCUCCUCAAAAACACAACUAUCAUGCUGCCAAAAUGGGACUUGCGCCUCGCCCUGCACAGUAUCCAGAAAUAUAAAAUAACGCAUUUACAUCUCGUCCCCCCGCUCGUCCGUCAACUCGCCCAGAGUCCAUUAACAGAGCAAUACGAUUUGAGCUCCGUAGUCAGUGCGGGAAGCGGCGCCGCGUAUCUCCCUCCAGAUGUGGCAUACCAACUGGCUAAGAAACUGCCGCAAGGAGCUGCGACACCGAUUCCCAGCGGCUACGGACUCAGCGAGGCGGCUAGCAUCGCGAGUCCGGGUGUCCACGGGAUUUUUGGGCUGGAGCCUGCGUUGCCGGGUACGAUUGGGUAUUUACUAUCGGGUAUGUCUGCACGAGUUGUUGAUCCUGAGACUCUGAAAGAUGUACCUAAGAGUGAAAAGGGAGAACUCUGGGCAAGAGGAGCGGUAGUGACGCCGGGGUACUUUAAAGAUGCAAAGGCGACGGCUGAGUUGUUUGCGGAGCCCGGGUGGCUGCGGACGGGGGAUUUGGUUAUGCGGGAUGAGUGGGAUCGGAUUCACUAUCUUGAUCGGAUUAAGGAGAUGAUUAAGGUGAAGGGGUUGCAGGUUGCGGCGACGGAGGUGGAGGAUACGUUGCUGGAUCAUCCGGAGGGGCUUGUAAGGGAUGCGUGUGUUGCGGGGGUUGAUAAUGGGAGAGGUGAUGGGUCGUUGUUUGUUCGUGCGUGGAUUGUUCUUACGGCAGAAGGGGUGAAGCAAGAGGAGGAAGAGGUAGCGAGGAAGCUGCAUGAAUGGGUCCAAGAAAGACUGAGUCGGCAUAAGUGGUUGACUGGUGGGAUUGAGGUGGUUGAUUCGAUACCUAGGACACCAUCGGGUAAGAUGCUGAGACGUGAGAUGAGGGAUCGAUAUCAUGAACGGAUGAAGAAAAGUGGGGGGGCUAAGCUAUGA